Molecule: messenger RNA, 2554 nt
Organism: Notolabrus celidotus (New Zealand spotty)
Lineage: Eukaryota; Metazoa; Chordata; Actinopteri; Labriformes; Labridae
Gene: marveld2b
Product: MARVEL domain containing 2b
Exons: 7
Coding region: 252-2030 (592 amino acids)
Biological process (GO): bicellular tight junction assembly
Cellular component (GO): bicellular tight junction; apical plasma membrane; cytoplasmic vesicle
Source: RefSeq, a predicted model, not a curated record
UCGGAUGCAGUCCGUGAACGCACCACCAGGCUGGUCAAACUGGACAGGUGAGUUUCACCGCGCCGUGGUUCCCUCCUCUCAGAUCAGCGCUGUUUCCUGCUGCCUCCUCUGUGUUGAGCGGGGGUUUCACUGAUAUCUGACCUGAGAUCAGUGUGAGAGAGACAAAGAGAAGCAGACAGACGGGAUGUAGAGAGGUUACACCGAGAGACACACACCGACACAUAUCAGCAGUUCACAGAGUCCAGGUCCAGAUGUCUUACGGAGGCGGAGCUUCAAGGUUUGAUCGAGUGAGGGAUGUCCCACUCUACGACCAGGUCCCUGUGGGUUCUUUAAUGAGGGACUAUGAUCUCCCUCCGCCCCCUCUACCAAUGCAUGGGCCAAUACCAGCUCUCAGUUUAGACCCCCUUCCUCCUCCACCUCUUCCUUUGGACCCUGCUGUUGGUCCAGAUGGCUAUUAUCCCCCCAGCGAUGACGAGCCUCCGGAGAGCGACAUUGACGCCAUGGACAUCAAGCCGGUCCACCGCUUCAUCCCAGACUCUGUCAAGAAUUUCUUCCGUGUAAGCGGGAACAGCGCCAGCAAGGGGUGGACCGUUCCAACGGAUGCAGACUCCCCCACCCCUUCUUCCAUGGAGGGCAUCCCCUGUCGCACCACAGCAGGAGUGCCCUGCUCACCUCCACACUCCGCCCCUCCCUCUCCGUCCCUCCCCGGCUCCUACAGGGACCCCUAUGGCGGCUCCGGUGGCAGCUACACCUCCCAGAAGGAGCGAGACGGUCUGCUGCUGGGUGCUGAAGCCCUGGACUCUGCGUCUGCCGUGCCCACCAACAUGUCGGCCCUCACCUAUCAUGAGCGGGUGGAGGAGUACCACCAGCGCUACGCCUACAUGAAGUCGUGGGCGGGGCUUCUGAGGAUCCUUGGCGUGGUGCAGCUGCUGCUGGGGGCUGCUGUGUUCGCCUGUGUCUGCGCCUACAUCCAUAAAGACAACGAGUGGUUCAAUAUGUACGGAUACUCCCAGCCGCAGCUGUUUGGAGGGCUGGGUGGAGGAGCUGGAGGGUACGGACAACAAGGGGGGUACUACACGGGCCCGAAGACCCCGUUUAUUUUGGUGGUGGCUGGUGUGGCGUGGAUUGUGACGGUUAUCCUGGUGGUUCUGGGGAUGAGCAUGUACUACAGAGCCAUUCUCCUGGACUCGUCCUGGUGGCCGUUCACAGAGUGCGCCAUCAACCUGGUGCUGGCGGUGCUCUACCUGGCGGCGGGGAUCGUGUAUGUGAGGGACACCACCCGAGGGGGGCUCUGCAACAUGCCGGUCUUCAAUAACGGCGUGAACGGAGCGUUCUGUCGCACGGAGGCUGGACAGACCGCGGCCAUCAUCUUCCUCUUCCUCAACAUGGUGCUGUACUUCAUCAGUGCGGUGGUGUGUCUGAAGCUGUGGAGGCACGAAGCGGCGAGAAUGAGGAAGGAGGCGCUCGAACAGGAGAUGAAAACUAUCGGCUCGUCCGUCCCUCUGUCUAUCCUGGGUCUGGGCUCCUCCAGGGCCUCGGAUCAGACUCCUCUGCCCACCAUCCAGCCGGACAUCAUGGACUCCACCAACAGCUCUGUUAACGUUCCUCUGAUGGCGCCAGAGAUCCUCCGAGGUCACAUCCCAGCCGGACACAUCCCCAAGCCUGUGGUCAUAGCAGACUAUGUGGAUAAAUACCGCGCCAUCCGCUCAGACGAGCAGAGGGAUCAGUACAGAGCCGUCUUCAACGACCAGUACGCCGAGUACAAGGAGCUGCACGCCGAGGUCCAGGCCAUGAGCAAGAGGUUCAAGGAGAUGGACGAGAUGAUGCAGAGCCUCGCCGCUCAGCCUUCGAGCCAGAUGGACAAGGAGCGGAUCAACGGCGUUUUAAUGGAGUACAAGAGAAAGAAAAACGACCCGACGUACCUGGAGAAAAGGGACCGGUGUGAGUACCUGAAGAGCAAACUGUCUCACAUCAAACAGAAGAUCCAGGAGUACAACAAGGUCGCAGACUGGAACGAUGACGACCACUGAACACAACCACUGUUUAACAUGAACACACCUUCAUUUCAUAUACACACACACACACACACACACACACACACACACACACACACACACACACACACACACACACACACACACACACAUUAUGUCUGGAAGAGAACAUGGGACUGAACUCAGGGAGACGACAGGUGUCUCUCUGGUCGUGGAUGUGCUGUAGUCUCAUGAGAGCAGGAGGCGUUCAGGUGUCAGCAGACCUUCACUGAGUUUCAACUCAGAGGUGAUGAAGGUGUGAGGAGUUGCACUGUGGAGGUUAUAAGAACAUGUUUACCGUUGGCUGUUUUUGUAUAAACUUUCUCUUUUUAUCUGUGAGGCACAUUAUGAACUCUGUCAUGUUAGUAAAGUCACAGAGUGGAAUCUGACUAAUGGGUGUUUUAGGAAUGUUUUAAUCCCUCAGCCUUUUUGUACAGCGACAUGUUUGAUGUGCAUGUUAAUGUUCAGCAUCAUAACUGUGAGUCCAAUGAUUUAUGCCAAUGAAGCACAUUUUAUACAGA